AUGUGGCCUCAUCCUUAUCCUUUGGUCUCAGAUAUUCGCUCCAUGUUGUCGGUAGAACUUUUGAUUUCUACAUGCUCUUCAGUUGUUCAUUUAUACAGCGUUCUACCAGAUCCCAAGUACUAUGGUUACUCAUAUGCAGAGAUGCCGGGAAAGUAUAAUGUGGCUUUCAUCACUGUAGAUUUGCCAUUGAAUGUAAUCACAACUUUAAUAGGAACAAUAUCUUACGUCACUAUGUUCAUGUAUGUUUAUAAAAUGCAAAGAAAAGCCCAAGUACAAGCUCCGCUGACUAUGAAGGAAGUUCGGAUUUGUUUUCAUUUCUUUCUGAUGUUCAUAACCUAUCUAUGUACUUGGCUUUCCUUUUUUUUCUUUCCUCGUAUAGGAAUAAAACAAACUGAGCUAUAUCUUAUAACCACAGUAAUGUUGACAGGAAAUUGCGGCAUGAACUCGCUCAUUUAUAUAUUUCUUAAUAAAAAUAUCAAUAAGCAACUGCGUUCAUUGACUUUCGUCUUACUGUGUCAAAAACCCGUAUGUCACAAUAGCUUCAUCGUCGCCAAAACGAUAACACCAGAUCCGAAGAAGAACUCAGAGUUGCAUGCCAAGACGAACAACUCACCAAACAAAUAA
Auanema sp. JU1783 is the source of this 624-nucleotide messenger RNA. NCBI's taxonomy places the organism in Eukaryota, Metazoa, Nematoda, Chromadorea, Rhabditida, Rhabditidae. The record is from the annotation of a GenBank genome assembly.